AACUAACCAUCCUAGCAGUUGGUUAGGAGACUCUAGAGUGCGUAAGAGUACGUAUCCUAUCUCUGCGUGGUUUCCUUCACCCUUUCUCGCUCGUUCGCGUUCAUUCCCGCUCUCGUCUCGCGCCCACCGCUACGAUUGGCUAGACCAGGAAUAAGGCCCGCCUUUAAGCGUGAAGUAUGACGGGAGACGUAGUUUCUUGCGUACUGUGCACAUGCGUGCGGGGAAGAUGAGUGGAAGGCGCAGCAGGAGCCACUCGGCUCGUGUGGAAAACUCUGGUUCGCCCGUCAACGGAGAAGCGCCCAAGAAGCGGGUCAAGCAAGCGGUUCGCGCGGAGUUUUCUGCAGCCCUGAGGGAGCCGGCCCUGAAGGAGAAGGUGACCGCGGCUUGGGCCUGCCAGAAAGCCUUCGACCACGAGGCCAUUGUCUUAGAUCCUGUUCCUUUCCAUCACUGUGUCAUCCCAAACUUUUUCGAAAAUGAGGACUUUUCAGAAGGUCUGCAAAAGGAACUUUUGAGCCUGGAUUUCCAUGAAAAGUGCAAUGACUUGUACAAAUUCAAGCAGUCUGAUGACCUGAAGAACAGAGGAGGGCCUUACAUCACUGCUUUAAGAAAAGUUCUCUUUGAAGAGUUCCAGUCUUGGCUUUCUGAUGUAACCCAAGUGAAGCUGGAGCCAACCAUUGAUCUGUCCUGUGCCAAAUAUGAAUAUACAGAUGCCUUGCUCUGCCACGAUGAUGAGUUGGAGGGACGGCGAAUUGCUUUCAUCCUUUACCUUGUACCACCAUGGGAUAAAAGUGACGGAGGUACCCUGGAUCUGUUCAGCACAGAUGAUAACUUCCAACCUUUGGAGAUUGCCAAGUCUGUGGUCCCUUCAUGGAACUCGCUUACUUUCUUUGAAGUAUCACCAGUCUCUUUCCAUCAGGUGGCUGAGGUUGUUUCUGAAGGGAAGUGCCGCUUGUCUGUGAGCGGCUGGUUUCACGGUCCCUCAGUGGCAAGGCCAGUGCGCUAUGUGGAACCACUUUUGCCACGGAGCCCUCACCUCCCUCGUGAUCACGAAAUUUUAUAUGAUUGGAUCAAUCCAGUUUAUCUAGACAUGGAUUCCCAGGCCCAGAUCCAAGAGGAGUUUGAAGAUCGGUCUGAAACCCUGCUAAAGGAUUUUCUCAAGAGAGAGAAAUUUCAGCUCGUCUGUGAGGCUCUGAAGAAGGAAGGACUCAAAUGGAGCAGCAGGGGGCCCCCUAACAAAAGGCAUUAUGACAAAGCUGAAGAGGAGAGCCUGCCAGACAUCUUGAAAAAUUGCAUGGAGCUAUUCCGCUCAGAAGCCUUCUUCCUGCUCCUUUCCAACUUCACAGGCUUGAAGCUGCACUUUCUCGCUCCUGGGGAAGAAGACGAUGAAAAGGAAGGGGAAGGAGAAAUUGCUGCAGGCGGCGAUUCUUCCAGAUGCACACAAGGAGAAAGCAGCCAAGAGGAAACUGGCAGUCGGGAGUACACAGAGGCACAUGGGAGCAUCUCUGACAACAAGGUCAACAGAGAGUGUGACUCAAGUGUCCCUCUGUGUACUGGAGAGCUGAGGCAUUGGACCAAAGGUUGCUACACUCUAGUCCAUGAUGCUGAAACAACAGAGUUCUCACUAGAUCUGCUGCUCUUCUGUGGGUGUGAAGAUUGGGACGUGGAGUAUGGUGGCUUUACUUCAUACCUUGCAAAAGAUGAAGAUGAAGAGCUGCUGCUGAUCACUCCAGAGAUGAACUGUUUGGCCUUGGUUUAUAGAGACCCAGAGUCGCUGAAAUUUGUGAAGUAUAUCAACCAUCGUUGUUUGAAGCAAACAGCCAGAGAGACAGAGCAAACUGGAUUCUGGGACAUUUGCUUUGUUUACUAUGAAUGACAGUUGCCACAUGGACUCAAAGAGUUGUAUAGUUGGGUCCCGAGGGUCAUCUAGUCCGAUCCUCUGCAAUGCAGGAAUCUCAACUAGAUCUUAUAUGACAGAUGGCCAUCCAACCUCUGCUUAAAAGCCUCUAAGGAAGGAGAGUCCACCACCUCUCAUGGGAGUCUGUUCCACUGUCAAACAGCUCUUGCAGUCAGAAAUAUCUUCCUGAAGUUGAGUCGGAAUCUCCUUUGAAGACAUUGGUUCAGGUCCUAGCCUUUGGAGGAGAAAACAAGCUUGCUCCAUGUGACAGCUCUUUAGGUAUGGCUAUUGCAUAAUACCCACCUCCCUCAGCUGUUCCUCAGCAGGCCUGGCUUCCAAACUGUUGACUGUCUUGAUCAUCCCCUUCUGCACAUGUUCCAGCUUGUCAAUAUCCUUUGUAAAUUGUGGCACCCAGAACUGGACACAGGACUCUUGGUGCAGCUGGUUCUUCCCAAAGACAGGUGGGAAUGCUGCUGGUCUGCCUGCACUCCGUAAACAAAUAUGGUGUUGGAGGAACCUAGGACAGUACCCCUGAGCAACUUCAACAUUUACAUUAAUGCUGCAUCAAGUUCUCACCAGUCCAAUACAUAGGAUAGGGAGCAAAACCUGCACCUCAUCUUUGCUGCAAGUGGAGAUGGUGGUCUGAAUGAGCUCUACUGUCAGAAAUCAAAUUUGCAAGCUGAAACCAUAUAGGGAAACCAAGAUUACAAAAAAAGGGCUUCAUUUUCAUCUAAUUACUGGUGAUUUGGAAUGUGUAUUUCAUUCUCUGUACCAUUACCUCAUCCUAUGCAAGGGCUGCAAACACAUUCUUCUCAAUGGUGGGAAGGGCAGGGUGUUCCUCCUGUCAUUGCUUACCACCAUGUCAUCCUUUUUUGGCAAGUGUGGUUACUGUUGUAUGGAAGCCCAAGACAAACUUUUUUUUUCCCUGGGAAGGGGGUCAGCCGGUUUCUGCUGCUGUAGUGCUUAGGGGUUGUGGGUUGUUGCAUAGAAGGGCAAUGCAUAAUUGUUACAUCAGGCAUGAUAAGAGUGAUUUUUAAAACAGAACUUAGGGACAUGUGUCCUAGCAACUUAAAACAAGAGGGUCACAAUAAAAAGCUGUAGUUUUAGGAUUUCAUUAUAUAACCCACCUUUUGACUGAAUGGGGGCCUUAAGGUAGCUUAAAAAGGGGUAUAUUUGAUUUUAUACAUGAAAAUCAAAUAUACUUCCCUUUUUGCCAUUUACAAGGGCUCAAUAUCACAAGAAUAUCAACUAAUGAUAUUUAGUGGUCACAAAUUUCUUGAGCACAGAGAAGAGGGAGCUUGAGGUCUGUUUGUUUUAUUGAAGAUUACUGAUCUUAAGUGCUGCAACAUACUAUUGCUUUCAUCAAUAAAAAUACUAUACAUGGC
Messenger RNA from Podarcis muralis (Common wall lizard), 3279 nucleotides. The record is from RefSeq and is a predicted model, not a curated record. NCBI's taxonomy places the organism in Eukaryota, Metazoa, Chordata, Lepidosauria, Squamata, Lacertidae.